This is a messenger RNA of Melozone crissalis (California towhee), 2989 nucleotides long. It is a transcript of the gene CDV3, whose product is annotated as CDV3 homolog. The transcript is spliced from 5 exons. The record is from RefSeq and is a predicted model, not a curated record. NCBI's taxonomy places the organism in Eukaryota, Metazoa, Chordata, Aves, Passeriformes, Passerellidae. Gene Ontology annotation, cellular component: cytoplasm. Bases 94 to 843 code for a protein of 249 amino acids.
GGGCGGCCGCGCUCGCCGAGCAGCGGGAGGGCCGUGCCGCUCACCUCUUAGCCCGGACCGCCGCCGCCCUCCUUUCCCCACCCGGCCGCCGCCAUGGCGGAGACCGAGGAGCGGAGCCUGGACGACUUCUUCGCCAAGCGUGACAAGAAGAAGCGGAAGGAGAAGAGCAGCCGAAGCGCCGCCGCCGCUGCCGCCUCUAGCGCUUCCAACGCCGGCUCCAACGCGGCGGGCGCGGCCGCGGGGACUCCGCGACCGUCUGAGGGCGGCGGCUCCGGGGCCGCCGCCGCCUCCAGCGCCGCCGGCGGUUCCUCGGCCAAGGCGGCGAGCAAGGAAGAGGAUGAUUGGAAGGAGUUUGAACAAAAGGAAGAAAUUGAUUAUAGCGGUCUUAGAGUUCAGUCCAUGCAAAUAAGUGAAAAAGAAGAUGAUGAAAGUGAAAAAAGAGAAGAACCUGGUGACAGCUGGGAAGAGACUGGUAGUGGUGGUAGUGUAGACAGAUCAUCUGGUCCUUGGAACAAGUCAGCUCCUGCCCCAGCCCCCGUCGUUGAACCAAUUGUUACAGAAACUCCAGAACCGGUGCAGACCGGCGGCGUGUACCGGCCGCCGGGGGCCAGGGAAGGCGGGCGGCCACGGAGAGCACAGCAGGGACCCCCAGAGAUCUACAGUGACACGCAGUUCCCCUCACUGCAGUCCACCGCCAAGCUCGUAGACAGUCGAAAGGAUAAAGAAAUGGAGAAGAGCUUUGAAGUAGUAAAAUACAAAACUAGAGGUAGGGAUGAGGUCUCAAAAAACCAGGCACUUAAACUUCAGCUAGACAACCAGUAUGCUGUGCUUGGGGAUCAGUAGAGCUGCACACACAUUACAAUUAAGGAAUGCUUUUUUGGUAACCCUUCUACUAAGGUAACUAAACUACAGCUAACAGCUAUGAUGAACGUGCCACCUUAUUUCUGCUGGAUCUACUGCAGCAAGGCAGACUGCUUUGACAUAAGUGAUUGGUUCUCCUGCACUAUGGAAGCAUAAUAUGUUGCAACUUCUCCAUUGGAUAUGGGGCAAAUUAAUGUAAAUGAUUGAACAAGAGUCAUCAGUGUGCUUUAAUUGCUCAGAAAGAUACCUACAGCCAGUGGUCAUUUCAAAAUCUUUUUAUGUUCAGAUACUGAGCCUUCGUAAAGGUUGACUACCUCAGACUUGAUGCACUCAUUGUGGACACCAUGUGGAUCACAACUUCUGGAAGAGAAGGUUACAGCUGUUUUAGUGGCCAUCUGAAACUUGAAACCAGCUCUACUGGAUUCCUGUCAGAAAUCCUGCAGAAGUCAGCCAUUUGGUUCCAAUUUGCUAUAACAAAGAUUUAAGUGACCUUAAUGACAAACCUGUUCGUUCCCCUUCUGAGGAAUCCUGUCACGUGUAGCCAUAGCCUACUAGAGACUUCUGGAAUGUCCCAUACCACUCAUACUGUCCAAGUACAACAGAGCUGUAGUUUGUUUACCUUUCUAGAGUGCUGUACGGAAGUAACUGCGAAACAAAUUAAAACUCAUUCAGUAUCAGAUUUGAGGAAUGAUGGAUUUGAAUGGUUUGUUUGCAUUAGCCAUUUUCUAAGUUGUCUAAGUAUUUUUUUUUCUAUUAUCCACAAAAGAAAUGCCUGCCUUGUUUCUGAUAUCGAUUUGCAGUAUAUUUAAAUAAUGGUAAAAUGUUGUAAUGAAAUAGGGUUUUAUUUUGGUUUUUGUCAUGAAGUUUGUCUUUCUCACCCUAAAGCACUAAGACUUGGAGUUUUGAUUUGACACAGAGGUAUCCAGAAUCCAACUACAGUCUUCAGAAUUUGUCCUUUAAUAAUGAGACAUGUGGCAGUAGCGAUACUAGAUAAAAACUGUCUUCUGUCAAAAACAAUUAUUUGUUUGUUGAAGAGUGAUGCUUACUUGAUGAACAGAUUAACUUAACAUACAGAGAGAUAACUAAAGCUGGUAAGCCUGAUUGUUUGGCUACUUCUGUGAAGCAUGCAGCUGUCUGAGGCAGCAGUCCUUCAGGUAUAACUCAUAAAUGGUGUUCAUUCACAGUCAGAAAGUUUAGUAAUGAUGGAAGGCAGUGACUUCUUAAAGUUACUUAAUUUAGUGGAAGUAGGCAAAAUGGCACUGGUACACGAGGAAUAUAGGACAUUGCCUGUAACUGUUUCAGUGAACCAAACCUGUCAAGUACCAGAAGUGUUGUGCUGUAACUGCUUUUCUCUUCUCUGAAUUUUUACACCAGAAAUGAAGUACAAUAGUGGUGUGCUCCAGUGUUGAGGUUUCUCAGAGUAAAUGCCAAAAAACACACCCAACAUCCAUAAGAGUUGCCAAUGGCAAGAAAAACAAGGGAACAAAACAAAGCUUGCUUAUGUGUGUCAGAGUACUGUGUAUGUGCAGAAGAUAAGGAUAGUUCAGGAAUCACCCAGUUGGGUUCCCUUUGACUAACUGCUGACUUGCUUUAAAUUUACUUCUCUGAGGUCAGUGCAGAUUUUGCUGUUGACUUCAGUGGGGUUGGGAUUUCACCUGGUUCUUUUGAGCACAGACUAAAACUGGCCUUGCCCUUGCAGAGUUAACUGUCCAUAAAAAUUCUGCUAGAAGCUGCUAUUAAAGAGAGGGCUCAAGAGACUAUUCCUAAAGUUGGAGACUUCAUUUGGAAGCAAAACCCCACUGAAAGACUGAUACCAAUACCUUGGAGCCCUGUAUCUUCCUCGAAAAUCCAUUGUUGCCAGCAAAAGUGUUGUCACAAUUUCUGUGGAAUUCAUGGUAAAUGGACAUGUCACUUGAUGGGGUAGAGAUGUGAAGUCUUAUGCUUUUCCUGAUGCUCUAAAGAGAUUGCGAUCGCUAAUGCACAUGAAUAGAGUUUUAGUCUCCUGUGUGAAGGGUGGAUGAGACUGUCCAUUGUACCACCUUUAUCUGAGGUUUUUGGGCAUGAAUCCUGGCAGUUCAAGAAAACCCUGUAAAAGUUUCAAAUCAAAUAAAAUGGAAAUAUACAUGGA